UAAAUAUAUACCACGUUGACACGCGUCCGCAAUUUCGGAUCUGCUUGACCCCAUAAUGUCGAUCGGUUCCUUUAUCUCGGUGCUGUCUGUGGCGCUGGCGCUGGCCGUUGCGCAGGCUGCGCGCACUGCUGUAGUGCUGGAAUCUCCGGAGCUGCAGAAGACGCACUCCAAAUUCUUCAAGCUGCUUGAAGCCCGCGGCCAUGAGCUGAGCUUCUUCUCCGGCGAGGAGGAGCAACCGUUGGAGCUGGAACUCUUUGGAGAGCGCACGUACGAGAACCUGGUGCUGUUUACGCCCCAGAAGGCGCUGGGCUCCCUGCGCAAGUCUGACCUGCUGCAUUUCGUGGAGGAGGGCGGCAACGUGCUGUUGUCGGCUAGUAAGAAGAUUACUAAGGUGCAGCGCGAGUUUGCGCUCGAGUGCGGCGUCGAGUUCGAGAAGAAGGGCAAUGUCGUGCUGGACCACGUCAAUCCCAUCGCGGACGAAGACGAUAUUUACAACUCGGUGAUCGCCGCCAAGGACUUCGUAGCCUCGGAGCGUGUGGUUGGAUCGCUUGCUUCUAAGCCCAAGACCGUCGCUUUCUCCGGCGUGGGCAUGUCGCUCGAGCCGAACAAGAUCCUGGCCUUCCACGCUCUCAUGGCUCCUGCCACCGCGUACUCCGCCAACCCGGUGAAGCCCAUCACAGACAAGGUAGUGGCCAGUGACUUGCUCUUCGGCAAUCAGAUCGGCUUAGUGACUGCCGUCCAGGGCCGCAACAACGCCCGUCUUGUCUUCGCUGGCUCGCUCGAUCUCUUCAGCGACAAAUAUUUCGACAACAAGGACUUCGCCAACGCCGAGUUUACCGACGCCGUGACCAAAUGGGGCUUCCAGGAGAGUGGCGUUCUGCGCAUGACCAACGUGAAGCACCACCGCGAGGACGGCUCGCAGCCGGCCAAGAUGUUGAGCGACGCGAACCGUGGCGACCAGCCGAUCACGCUCUACCCGGACGCUGAGGUGGCGCGUGAUUCGCUUGUGUACCGUGUGAAAGACAAUCUCACGUACUCUCUGGACCUCCACGAGCUCAAGGAUGGAAAAUGGGUGCCGUACAAAGCGGAUGAUGUGCAACUUGAGUUCGUUAUGCUUGACCCGCACGUGCGCACGACGCUGACCCACGACAAUAAGGGUCAUUUCUCGGUGACAUUCCAGGCUCCCGACGUGUAUGGUAUCUUUCUCUUCCGUGUGAUGUAUCGCCGUCUGGGUCUCUCUACGAUCUAUACGACUACGCAGGUGUCACUGCGCCCGUUCAAGCACGACGAAUACGAACGCUUCAUUCCCGCUGCAUACCCGUACUACGCCUCGGCCUUCUCGAUGAUGGCUGGUGUGUUCCUCUUCAGCGUGUACUUCCUGUUUUACGAUGGUAAGAAGUAAGAAUGCGGACGUAAACGCCGCUUCUGCGUCUGAGACUCGAGUCUAGCAGAAAAUGAAGACUCAUGCCUGUAAAGGGUGACGAAACUCAUCAAUUCAAUUGAUUGGCCUUCAACUGGUUAUCGUUAUCUGUGUG
Molecule: messenger RNA, 1535 nt
Organism: Phytophthora nicotianae INRA-310
Lineage: Eukaryota; Oomycota; Peronosporomycetes; Peronosporales; Peronosporaceae
Exons: 2
Coding region: 56-1402 (448 amino acids)
Cellular component (GO): oligosaccharyltransferase complex; endoplasmic reticulum membrane
Source: RefSeq, a predicted model, not a curated record